Messenger RNA from Lodderomyces oxycetoniae, 633 nucleotides. RefSeq names its product cleavage polyadenylation factor RNA-binding subunit (gene YTH1). Bases 1 to 633 code for a protein of 210 amino acids. The record is from RefSeq and is a predicted model, not a curated record. Gene Ontology annotation, molecular function: metal ion binding; RNA binding. The transcript has a single exon. NCBI's taxonomy places the organism in Eukaryota, Fungi, Ascomycota, Pichiomycetes, Serinales, Debaryomycetaceae.
AUGCUACAUCUGCACCCAUUAAUACAUCCCAACAAUCGCCAUCACAAGUUCAAGUUUGAAACUUUUCUACGAAACGAGUACAACUUUGGACUCGAUCCAGAUAGACCAGUGUGUCCAUUAUACAACCCACAGUAUCCAACUACAUCAUGUCCAAAUGGAUCCAAUUGUCCCAAUAAGCACGUUUCGCAAAUGUACAAGAAUAAACUAGUGUGCAAACAUUGGCUUCGGGGCCUAUGCAAAAAGGGAGAUAACUGCGAAUUCCUUCACGAGUACAAUCUACGUAAGAUGCCAGAAUGUCUAUUCUACACCAAGAAUGGCUACUGUACACAAACUCCAGAAUGUCUCUAUUUACAUGUCGAUCCACAACUGAAAAUCCCAGAGUGCAUGAAUUAUAACGCGGGAUUUUGUGCCGAAGGGUCCAAGUGCAAAAACAGACAUGUCAGGAGAAUAAUAUGUCCUUUAUACUUGGCUGGCUUUUGCCCUUCCGGCUCUGCAGAGUGUGAGUUUACUCAUGCAAAAUUUGAUCAUCAUAAUCUAUAUUUGAGGAUUAGACCUGAUCCUACUAAAGUCGUUGAAAAACCGGCAACACCAGCGAUCGAAGACAGCGCUGAAGCUACAAUAAAACUUAACUAA